CGAACCGCGUCGCGCCGCGACACCACGACUCGAACUGCCCAUCUCGACCGACACGGAUCCGGGACCAGGCUUUUGAAGCCAUCGCGACAUUGGUGUUUAGUCGCCCCGCCCCGCCGUCAACAUGUUUGGCAUCCUGGGCGCCCGCGACCGUAGCGACGGCACCGAGGAGUAUGCCUCAUUCGACGAGCUCUUCGCGGCGCUGAAGACGCGCAUGCAAAAAGAUGGGUACAAGGUCGUCAAGUCACGUACCCAUCGAAACAAGGUCGGCGGGACCUACGAGAAAGGGAGCGAGGUCGUCAGAUGUGAUCUCGUCUGCGAUCGUGGUGGCCAGCCUUACAAAUGCACAGCGACGCAGCUGAAGACAUCCACCAAGAAGACCAAUUGCCCUUGGAAGGCCAAAGCCGUCAACCGUAAGACGCUGGGGAAAUGGAUCUUGACCAUCAUAUGCAGCGAACAUAACCAUGAGGCGCGCACGCCUGACCCGCCGACCGAUGAGGAGGAUGCUGAUGCGGAAGGAGAUGCCGACGUUGUUCAGGACGUAUCAAUUGAAGUGCAGAGCUCUGGUCCGACGCCAGAUCCUACGACAGCCGCCCUCCUUCUCAUGGUGGGAGCUGCUCCCAACACGAUGCGACUUACCGGCGAGACCUUUCACAACUUCAAGUCCGAAUAUCGUAAGAUGUCGAAACCUGAACGACUGGGUAUACUAGCCCAGAUGCAACUGCGCAUCGCAGCUAUUUACGCCGUCGAGAACGAGGAUAUGCAGAGACAAGAAAGGCAGGCUAGGCAGGAGAAGAAGCAUCAAGAGAUUGAAGAAAGUCGACGCAAAUCGCAAAGUACACAACAGCCGCAGCAGCAGCAGCAGGCACCACAGCAACAACAACAACAACAACAACAACUAUCGCAACCACCCCCGCAGCAACAGCAACAACACCAACAGCACCAACAACAGCAACCCCCUCAACCGCAGCAACAGCAGCAGCAGCAGCAGCAUCAGCAAGUGCAGCAUCAACAAUAUCAACAACAUCCCCCACAGCACCAGCAGCAACAAGUACAGAAUCAUAGUCUUGGCCACAAUCACGGCCAUAACCAUAAUCGGGUUCAGCAGCAGAUGAAUCAGAUGUCCCGGGAUGGCAUGGCUGGUAUGCCCAAGCACCCGUUUGAGCAGACAACCCACGAUGAGCACGCGCAGUAUAGAGACCGGCAAGCUGAAAUUGAGGAGCGCAACCAGAGGGCGAUGCAGAUGCGCGGGCAGCACCUUAAUAACACCUUCCAACAGCAGAACGCUGUCCAACAGACGCCCAUUCCUGUGCCCCAAUUCGGCUUGCAGUCGGCUCAAGGUCAGCCGCAAGUGUUCCAUCAGUACACUGCGACUCCUACGAAUAAUGCAAUGUCAAAGGGAGCGGCAGGUGCCUCGCCGGCCACGGGCCCAAAGAGACGUGGCCGGCCGAAGAAGACAGCCAUGGACCAGACCCUCGACCCCAGCCUUCACAUGGGAAGAUAGUCGCCGUUCCUACCGUUGGUCGUUGGGAGAAGAUGAGGAGGGAGUGUGUAUGAUGAGUUUGAGAAGGGCUCAGUGUGUGUAAUGUGUAAGAGGGUUACGACAUACCCUACCGGACGGAGGAACUGGGGCAUGGCGUUUAUAAGGAUACCAGCGCAGCAAGCUGGCCCGGACAUACUUAGUUUUCUUCUCGCUGAAAUAGCACAGUUCCGGGAGAGAGCUGCUAGGAUGGCUCUUGGAGUUUGUUCAUCGUCUGAACUGGGGGUCAUU
This is a messenger RNA of Colletotrichum acutatum, 1768 nucleotides long. RefSeq lists its product as uncharacterized. NCBI's taxonomy places the organism in Eukaryota, Fungi, Ascomycota, Sordariomycetes, Glomerellales, Glomerellaceae. The record is from RefSeq and is a predicted model, not a curated record. The transcript has 2 exons. The coding region runs from base 122 to 1501 and encodes 459 amino acids.